GCCUCACUGUUACCUGUACGUGAAAUGAACACCUGUUGCCUACGGGGUUUUUAAAAAAAGAAAGAAAGAAAACCGCUCAUGUUUCAGGUAUCUUGGGAAGCCACAGAGGAACAAGGCCUGCUUUGAGUUUGCCAGACAGUGACCUGCUCCUCAAACGCACCACGCUGAGGCAGGAGUUGGACUAUAAGGAAUUAACGAGGGAUGUGUUUUUAAGGAAGCCUCACAGCGGCUGUCAGUAACCGAGCUACAGAUUGAACAUGCUGCAGGUUGUAUGAGUGACAGAUAUGGGGUCAUCAAGAUCAUAUUCGCAGACUUGCACUGUGGUGGGAGUUCUUUGCCUAUUUUUUACCAUCGAAGGUGCGAGUUCGGAAGUGCGUGGAAAGGUCGGAGGUGUGGUGGAGUUGGAGUGUAUUUUUCCUCAGUCAGACCCAGUAGGUGUGUCCUCUGCGUCCCUGCAUGUAGUAGAAUGGGUUCGACAAGGACUGGACAUCGCCGUCCUGAUCAAAUUUGGAUCCCACACACCUCGCGUCCAUCCACAGUAUGAGGGGCGGGUGUCUCUGGUACGAAUCACCACUCUGAGGCUGGAGGGCCUGCAGCUGGAUGACCAGGGCUUGUAUGAAUGUCGUAUCCUCUACUUACUGGAUGAACCCACAGAUGAGCGCCGAAACGGCACCUGGACCCUGCUUUCUGUAACUGCUCCACCCACCUUUACCCAUUCGCCACCUCCCGUGGUGGAGGGUCUUGUUGGAAGUCACCUCUCUCUGGCCUGCGUUGCUAAUGGCAACCCUAUUCCGACCAUUACCUGGUUAAAGGACGGCAGCGUGAUUGAAAGAAAAAAAUAUCAGGAAGGAGCCUUAUCUUUGCGAGCAGUGAGCAUGCAGUCGGCAGGACAGUACACCUGCCACGCCUCCAACUCGGAGGGAAACGUGACUCGCGUGACAAAAGUGGAGAUCAAAGGUCCGCCUGUCAUCAUCAUUCCUCCCAAAAGCACCUCUCUCAACAUGUCCCAGAAAGCCCUUCUCCGGUGCCAGGCAGUGGCUAACCCCCCCAACAUGACCUACGUGUGGCAGAGAGGUGGAGAAAACGUCUAUCACAUAGAGUCUUUGAAGUCGCGAGUGAAGAUCAUGGUAGAUGGUACUCUACUCAUCUCCAGGCUCAUCCCACAGGAUUCUGGGAACUACACCUGCAUGCCAACCAAUGGCCUGUUGACCCCACCGACCGCCUCUGCUACCCUCACAGUGAUGCACCCAGCCCAGGCUCUUCAGAUGCCCCAGAAAACUUAUCUUCCCACAGGCAUGGAUGGCAUGGUUAGGUGUCCAGUCGCAGCUCAGCCUCCUCUGCUCCGUGUGGAUUGGACGAAGGAUGGAGAACCACUUGACCUGUCCUUGUAUCCAGGAUGGACCUUGACACCAGAUGGCUCUUUGUUCAUGGCCACAGUCAAUGACGACGCAGUAGGCACGUACGUGUGUACUCCAUACAACAGCUACGGGAGCAUGGGUCCAUCUGGGCCAACAAAAGUAAUUCUGCAGGACCCCCCAUCAUUCAGCAUCACUCCAGAGAAGCAGUACACACAGGAGGUUGGUAGGACCCUACUCAUCCCAUGUCAAGGAAACCAAGACCCAACAAUUAAAGUGACCUGGAGCAAGGUCGACCUGGUUCGUCGCAUGUCCUACUCCAUCGAACCCAACGGAUCUCUUCUGCUGCAGCCUCUCAUCAAGGACCACCAGGGGGUGUGGGAGUGCAACAUUGUUAACCGCGUAGCCUCGGUGAAAGCGCGCACGCAAGUCUUCGUGCUGGGAACCAGUCCCUAUGCAGCUACCUCUCUGUCCGUCUCUCCAGGGGUGAAGCAGGCCAACAUAUCCUGGGAGGCAGGCUUUGAUGGAGGAUCAGCACAGACAUUUUCAGUUUGGGUGAAGAAGAUUUCAGGGAGUGAUAAUGAUGGGAGGCAGGAGUGGUUCUCUGUGCCCGUGCCCGCUUCCUCUGGCAACAGGCUGCAGGUGACAGACCUGUCUCCUGCCACUGAUUACCAGUUUAGCAUCUUGUCUCACAAUAAAAUGGGGACGGGACCCUUCAGUGAAAUCGCUACUAUACGGACUUUGGGACUGUGUGUAUGAGCUGCGGCUGCUAUCUCGUCGCGGGGAGUUGCUGAGCGAGCCCAGUCCAUCAGUCAAUGUCUCAACCGUGGGGAUGGAGAUAUACCCCGCCACGUCCCGACUCCUGGAGUUCGUCCCGGAGCCAUUACUUGCCGGUGUGCUGGGCGGGGUCGGCUUCAUGUGCUUGGCACUGGCUUUGCUGCUGGGGUCCGCCUGUGUCAUCAGCCACAAGAGGGACCAGCGGCGCAGAAAGAAGAAGGAUGUAAACCACCCCUCACUCCUGAGCCUCAAAUCCCCCUCUGCCAUCUAUAAAUCCUCCCCAUCAAGAAAGACUCCAGGCACCGGCAGUCCAGACAGUGUGUUGAAGAAAAGCCUACUACCAGGCAGCAUCCUCUAUCCCACCACUUCCUCUGCCACCUCCCCCUCCUCGCAAACAUACGGUUCCUCCAGCGCUGAUAAUCAUCAUCGGCAGAAACAAUUACAGUCCAGCUACAGUAGAGGGAGCAUUUCUAGGACAACAUCUUCUCCACUCUCUCCUUCGAUUGAGUUGAUCGCUAGAGGUCCAGAUGGGCGGUUUUUACUCCCAGCAUUUGACCAUGACACACUGAGCAUUCACAGCAAGAAAAGUUUAAGAUAUGACCAUUCCGCUAGCGUCCGAAGGUCCGUGUCGCUUCGCUCGGACAAGUCGGACAGGAAAGGGCUGCCGUUUGUUCUCUCUGUUGAUCUCCCACUUCACAAACAAGCUAAUUCCUCAAGCCAAAUCUGUGCUACAGUCCAGCACCUCCCUGAUUAUGAUCCUUAUAUAUUGGACCAGAAGGCAAACUAUGGUGGCUUUCCUGACCUCCGCAGCCUGUGUUCAAACAGUAGUUUUACCACCAUUCCUCCUCAAGACAGAAACCUAUCUCCCACUUUUCCAAUGCUCCCACAUAUUCGGUCCAGCCUUGGUCAGCCUUCUACGACCGCCAGCACUCUAGUGCUCCAAAUGGAGCACGAGCGGGAGAGAGGGAACCUGAGUCACUGUCUGAAACUGGCUCAGGAGAGGGAGGAGAUGGAGAAGGAGCUCCAGAAGUACACACUGCAAAGAAACUCCAUGCGAGAAAUGAGGAUGGAGCAGCCAGACUCAGAGAACAGAGAGGAUGAAGGUUAUGAGCGUGUCUGGAACUAUAAGAGCAGCACCUUGCCACAUAGAUACCCCCAAGGCAACAAGGACAUCUUUGGCUUGUCUCAGAGCCUUUACACUUCACCUUCUGUCCACUGGGAAGGCCGUCCUCUUGUCUCUCCUCCCACACAGAUCCCACCCAGGACCAGUUUCAAUGUAUCUACACCUUCAAGUCUUUCUUGUUUUCAGUCAGGCAACCAUCACCCCACUCUGCCCUUCACCAAACAGACCCCCCUCCGAUCUGAGGAGGCAGGCAGUGUUUCCAAAGACAGAUUAACUCUCCCACAUCUUUACUCAAAGCACCAGAGAUAUGAAAGGGUAGAGGCAGCACCAGAGGGCUAUGAUAAUUCACCACAAUCCACAGUUUUAGAAAUGCAAACGAAUGAUUCAUGCUCUGAGCCACGGAGACAGAACAAUCUUAGUCAUGGCAGCCUUUCAACGUUGUCUUUCCAUAGCAAUAAAUUUACUGAAGGAUCUAAUUCAGCUCUCAGUGCUGUGCCAGACUCUUCAAAAGCGGAGGUUGCAUUCCCCGAGCCCACUGAUGAAGACAUGUGUGUUGAGAUGAGUGUAGAUGAGCCAGAUAUUGAGGUAUGUGUUAUGCGGCCUACAAAGCCAAUGCUGCACCACAGAAUUGCCUCUCAUGUGCAACACGGGCGCCCGCUGACCCGCAGAGACCGGUAUGAGGAUAUGAGGAGGAGCACAAGCUUUGACUGCCGUAGUCCUGCCUCUGUGGACGAUAUCGUCAGGGUCCGAGCUUCUUUGCAAAGUCCAGAACAAGAACUCUGGAGAGCCGUGAGCCGAGGCUCUAAACCCUGGGAUGCAAAGCAGCGAAGUCAGAGUCUAGACUUAAGAAGACGGAAAGAGAAAGGUUUCCUGGCUCCUGAUGCAUGGAUAGACUCUCUCAGCCAAGAGAACUGCUCUAUUUCAUCCCCCUGUCACCCAGACUCUGUGUUCUGGGAACCCCAGAGCUGUCCCACCAGGAAGAUCUUGAAUUCUCCUGCAAGUUCUUCUACCCAAACUGGCUCCCUAUCACCUCAUGCUGUGGAUCCUUUAGCUUCAAGGAGCAGUCCACAGACGCCUAUAGCAAAUCCUGAUGUGCCUCGCCACUACGAGCCAAGAAGUGAGACACCCGUCUUACUCAAUGCUGCCAAAUGGCCAGGCGCCUACCAGGAGGCCGUGAAAGAGGCAGGCGGUUACGUGGAGGCCAUGAAAGAAGCUUCCAGGUGCUUUCUGCCCAACAACGGUGGGCUGCACGAUAAUGAAGACGUGCUGGAAGUGGAGGCAGGAGGCUACGAGGGAGAGCUGGAGUCUGGGAGCGGUUACAACAGCUAUGCCAGCAGCGGCCGAGGGAGCAUGGAGCCUGCUAACAGACGCCUGUCCUUCUGUCACCUUUCCCCAACCCUCACCAUCUCACCUGAGACUGUAGAGGAGUACGAGGGGAGCACAGAGGACAAGUAUCGCCACCAAAUAGAACCCUGCCAAAGGAGAAAGCCCUCAGUGGAUGAGAAUUAUGAGUGGGAUGCUGCUGAUUACUGCUCACAGCCUGGAGACCAUGAUGGCCUGCUUCCUUCAUUGGAUCUACAGAAACCUGCUCUGUUCUGUAGCCUUCCCAGCAUGCAGUGCUCCACUGAGGCACUGAAAAAUUGCACUCAGCUCUCUUUGCUCCCGGGGCAUCAAAGCAGCUGCUCUGCUGAGCCAGAACCAGACACCGUGCUGUUCUGACAGCGCCAGCCUUCGGCUCAUCUCACCUGGUGUGUCCUUUCACUUACUGACUCUCAUCAAGAGGCUACAAAAAGCGCAUGUUGCAGAAACUGAGCUUUCGUCUGAUCAAUACUUUUCUCUUUUUCAAACUAAAAAAAGCAAAAAGUCAAGAGCAGCUCAUUUGGGCGACAUUGUGCACUGUUCACAUUUGGUGUUGGAACAAGUAUUGAGUAAUGAAGUCACAAAAUCACUUUUACUCUUAGGCAGAGCAACAUUUGUGAUACCCAAACCAUCACGCUGUUGACAUUUUCCUUCAACAUAAUCUGCCAAUCUGCUAAUAUGCAAAGCACUGUGCUGAUGAAUUCACUACAUUCUAUGCUGUUUCAUAUGCAUUCAUCAUUCAGGGACCCUGUGGCCACACAAGGGACAAAAAGAAUCUCAGUCAUCAUCAAGUGACUUGGAUGAUAAAGUUUUUAGAUAUCAUCAAUCACCUUUGAAUUUAACAAAAGAGGUGCUAUGAAAACCCAAUAAGAAAGGAAGUUAAACUGAAUAUAAAAGGUUAUAUUUUUUUUACACUGUUAAUGUUUAUCGUAAGCGUGAAAUUGUUUCUAACAGUGUAAUUCCCCAACAGAGAUCAUUAUCUGCUUUUCUUUGCCCCUAGAAUACUGUGAAUAUUUGGGUUCCAAAAAAUCUUCUCAGACUGGAUGAAAGCUUUAGUUUCCUCUCCAGCCUUUCUCCUUGUUCAGUGAGGCAAGACCUCUAAUUAUGUUCAGCAAUUGAAUAGGGUCAAGUAAACUCGUAGGGUUUGUCCUUGUUUAUUUUUUUAAGGAUGUAAAGGGAAAAUUGAGUGUUAUUUUUUAUUUUGGCUUUAAUUUACCUAGGGUCAUUUCACUGAGAGAUUGUUGUUUUUUUUUUCAUUCUUUCUUUAUUCUCAUUGUUAUUCAUAUUGACACCUGGGAGUGCUUUUAGUCGCACCAUUUGUGUAGUUAAAUGCCAUGUUCAAGGGCAUGUUGACAAUGAAUACUUAACACAUCCACAUAGGGCCAGGGUGAUUAUUCAACCUUAUUCUUCAUUAACUGUCCAAUUGACGGGUUACAAGCAAAUGAGGUCAGUAUUAAAGACAGAAUAGUUUCAGACCACAAUGAAUUUGUUUCUGUGGAAUCCCCAACAUUUAAAAAAGUCAACGUAAAAUUCCAGGAUUAGGAUUUUCCUUUAACCUCUGAUAUAUCUCACUUGAUGAUAUGGAUAUGCAUGCAAAGACCAACAUCCGUCAUUUAAGGUAAUCAAACCCAAAUUUAAUGAAUAUAGUGCUGUAUUGUCACCACAGCCUCUUGCCCAAUGCCAGAUGAGAUUGGCACUAGCCCACCUGCGACCCUCUAGAGGAAGCGCUAUAGAAAAUGAAUUAAUUAAUCAACAAAACCAAUUAUGCAAUCAUACAUCAAUCUUGAGUUGUGUGUGGUCGACGAGGGAAUCUUUCCCAUUGCUACAAUCCAUCUGCAAUGAUGUAAAUGUAGCAUUAGUUCAACUUUGGUGAACUAUGAUCUGAUAGUCCAUACUGAAGGAACCAUCAUAUUAUCUGUGUAGCAUAAUUACAUUUUUAUAUAGAUAUACCUGAUUGAAAAGGAAGCACAAAUUAAUUUUGUUCUGCCACUUGAGUGAUUGGGCUAACCCUAACCCUAACCUUCAUAUCAUCACCAAUUCAAUUAUUUUAUAUGUGUUACAUAUCCUUCUUUGUGAUAUACAGUUUGUUGAUAUUAGAAAAUUGGACUCACUAAAACCAUUGAUUUCGCCAACCUCUACACCCCCAAUGCCGAUCAAGAUAGUUCCUGUUUGUUCUGAGGAAUUAAACCACAUGACUCUCCAGUAACAAACCUGCCACUGCUGACCCUAAACCUGCUGAGAGAAACAUGCUCAUGCUCCCUUGCCUUCAUGAACAAUGGUGCAAAAAAAGGGAAAAGAGGUUUUGCUCACUGCUGUAGCUCAAGGCCUUUACAUUAGUCAACCCCAUAAUUAACUCAGAACUCCGGAGUGUACCAGAGCAUUGCUGGGUAUCCAUCCUAUAAUUGAAAUUCACUCAUAGAGGCUACAUUUACUACAAAUCAAUGUUUCACUUUUGUAGAACAUUUUCAUUUUCUGCUGUACACAUAUUGUACUGCAAGUCCACAAAUGAUCAAACCUCAUGCUGGGAUUUAUACUCAGCACUACCUUUUUUUUGCCUACGUUUUUGGAUCUAAAUAUUGUGCUUCCAAAACAUCAAACAAGGAAAAAUAUGUGAAACUUGUUUUCUGUAAACUCAAUGUAAUGUUAAAAAAAAAAGUAGUUCUGCUUGUUUUAGAGCUAAAAUCUGAAUAGCAAAAUCCUUCAGGGACCUGCUGUAUGUUUUAUGUUGAGUGCUCUUGCAGAAACAUCAGCGAUAGAUAAUUAUAGUUAAACAGCACAAAGGAAAUGUGUUCAAAAAGAUACGUGGACAACAAGUGAGGGCUCAUAAACCUGAUCGUUAUACUGCUACCUUUCUCAGUUAUUGUGUCUACUUAGGGGGAUUAGCUUUAAAAUGAGCACUCUUUUAUUAUGUCCAUUAAGCUGUGAAUGAGUCACUGCCUGACAAAUGCCAGGAAGUAACUCUCAUAGCUAGAAACCCAUCAAAGUCUUAUGAAUGGAAAUGUCAUCUAUAAAUUGAAAAGUAAAACCAUAUUGUAGUCAUGUUGCCCACGCACAGUUCUAAAUUCAUCAUGAUUAGUGUUUAAAUCAAGUCUUUACAGAAUGAGUGAAUGUCAGCGUAACAUCAAUAGGAUUUUUUGUAUUUAAAAUAACUGAUUAUAGCAUUUUUUUCGGAAUGUUUGCCUGUCAGGAAAAUUAGUCAGUCGCAGUUAAGUCAUAAAUGUUAAGUUUCUGAUCAUAGGGUUAGGGUUAGGGUUUUUAAUUUUUUUUUACCAAUUUUCACUAAAAACUGUACCGCAUUUAAAAGAGGUUCCUUCCAGGAUAUAUAAAGAAGAUGACCGGAAAAAAGGCGUCAUAUUAUAUAAAAUCAAGAUAAAAAUGUAGGGGAAUGCAAAUAAAAUGUUGACUACACGCCAAAGCCCUUACAAGUAAUUACAGCAAUUAUAAAACUACAGAAGGUUUAGGCUGUCAAUGGUAUUUCAAUAGUCCAAAUCUCAACCACAGUUUUAUAUUACUGAUUCAUUAAAAUUAAAUUUUUACUGAUUUUAAUAAAGCUUAAAAUUCCCAGAUUUUUUUAAUUAAACAAUGAAAAUAAUUAGCCCUUUCUAUAGUUUAUGGUGUUCUUCUGUCAGUUUUCAUUAAGGUUAUGUUUUCCCUCCAUUUGUGAAAGAACAAAAUUUCAAAAAAGUCAAGAAAAUGAAAGGUAGUAGUAUUUACUAUAGAUUUAUUGGAUUAAUCAUAUCUGAAACAGCUUAAUUUCAGCAUCUACAGGUCUGUUGUUUAAAAGCUCUAUUUAGUGUUUGUCAUAGAUCUUUAGGAACUGAAUGGCAAGAGCAGCUUCUCUCUCCAUUUACACAAUGUUAAACCAGCUAAGCAAUCUGUGAUGGUGUACAGAUAUACAGCUCGGUGCCGCUCUUUUGACAGUUAGCGGGCAGCUGACUUCAUUGACUGAUAAAAUACUUGUCUUACAUCUGAACGAGCUUCUAAUUAUACUAAUGGUAUUAGUAAUGCAGCACCAGACAACCCCCCCCAUCCCGAGAAAAUGAUUGGAGGUAAUGUCACAGUCAUCUUUUUUAAUCCUCCGCAAUUCCAUUUAUUUGUAUCACUUUGACAUCAGAGAUUAUGAGGUGGGACAAACACGUAUUUCUUGUCUCUGGCUGUAGAGUAGAGUUUUCACAAUACGGCAAACACUGAAUGCAGUAAUGAGUGUGUACAAGUCAAAAGCCUUGUUGGGGGUAUCUCAGCAGCUUAUUUCAAAAGCGAACACUCGCAGCAUUCGAAUGACAAACAGCGGUUCGACAUUGACAGGUAACUUUUUUGUUUUCCAGUCCAAGUUCAUGCUGUGAUCCAUGUAUUCACAGGCAUUUUUCUCAGCUCAAUCUUUACCUGCAAACACACUAGUGACAGUCUGUUUGUGAAGUGAUAUUUUUCAUUGAAGACACUUAUUUCAUUCUGUGUUUCCUUUUUCUAAAAUUUCUAUACAAGAAGUGACACAGUGACAGCGUUAUCAGCUUUAUACAGAAGGUAGAGAAUAUUGUAGGAAUGAUGCUAUAUUUGGGUUUCAGUUGAAUCAAAAAUACUGAAAGUGUGAUUACUUAUUGAGACGCCAUUAUGCUUGAAACUAAUUUUUGUAAAAAAUGCAAUAACUUUGCAUGGCUGACAUGCUUCUUGGAGGCAUUAAUGAUGUUGACCUUAUUUAAGCAAGACGUGAAAGAAGUCAGUUUUUUUACAUGUGCUCUUACAGUUUCAAAUGUGGUGUAAUUAGUGAUACCUACGGUUACUGAUGGCGACAGCGAGUGCAGUUUAAAACUAUAAGAAACACUUCCUGAGCAGCUACUUUGACAGAAACAGAAGAGCAGCUGGUGUUUCUGUUUACAGUGCAGCCAAACAAACUUGAACUCUUUUAUAGAGCCCUACCAAUGCUGGAUUUUUUGAGCUGAUAGCAAUACCGAUAUUACAAAGUAAAACAUUUCCGAUAUAGAUAUAUUGGCCGAUAAUCUUAUUUAUACAGAAUAUAUAUAUUUAACCCUUACAUACUAUUCAGGGUCAAAUUUGACCCUUUUUUCAUUUGAGAGCUAUAAAAACACCAUAUAUACAUUUCUUUUAGAUGGACUUUUCUUAAUGUGGCCCACAGUAUACACAAAUGGAAAUAAACUGCAUAUAUAUGCAACUCUGGCCUGAGUUUAUGAAAAAAGAAAAAAAAAGAUCAGCAUUUAAACAUGUUGUAUUCUAUAAAAUGUUCACCUUGACCAUAAAAAAGUGAUCGUGAAUGUCUUUUUCCCAUGAGACUAAUCAAAUAUUUAUUGAUGACUGAUUGGGAAUAGAUGGGGAUAGAGACUAAUAUAUAAUAUUAAUAUAAUACGAAUGUGAACAGUAUGUGAGGGUUAAAGCACACUUUUUCUUCAUAAACACAGUUGUGUAAAGAUAUGUAAUUGGAGGCAUGAUAUUUAACAGUUUAACAAUAAACGCUCACUGAAACAGUAAGCGUCACAGGGAAUUCAAUAAUUAUAAAUAACAAAAAAAAAAGAAUUACAUGUAUAUUAAACUUGAAUUAAGGAAAAGGAUCAGCUACACAUAAAAUUCUGCCAAUGUAACUUUAAAAAAAAUAUCGGUGCAUAUCGGACAACAUACACACAAAUACCGAUAUAUCUGUAAAAGGCCAAUAAUGUCUACUGUUUUAUGAUAUAAAUGAGUCAAUAAUCUGCUUUUAUCCAUUAUGCCAUGAGCAACUUUAAACUGAUUUCACGAGGCAUGAGUAACUUUCUACACAACAGCAACCUUAGACUACUUGUUGUUGCAUUACUCAAUCUGCUGACUGAAAAUGUCAAAAAUGACAGUUGUCUUGUUUUGUAGAUGUUCAAUGAGCAGGCACAAACCUCAUUGACACAUAUUACAUUUCUUGUGACAGUGCAUUGCCAGUUGAAAACUUUGAGUGUGAACUUGCAGCAGAUGGAAAUGCUUUGUUUGUUGUUUCAUAAGCAGUAACUUAAUACAGCUCUGAUGCAGAGUCAGGAGACUAAACAAUGAGGCAGAUAUCAACGAGAUACAAUUACAAACAGUAACCCUAGGUUACAUGCAUGCCUCGUGAAAACCCUCUGAAACCCCCCUGUUCAGGUAAUGAAUCCUGCAUGGCAGACUCCAGCACUAACAGUGAAAAGGUCUAUGAAUGUAAAGAGGUAAUUUACAGGCAAUGAAUACAUUGAAUGGCGGCUGCUGAAAAAAUGCUGGCCAUAAAUUUUAUCAUAAAGAGAGUCUGAUUUCACUUACUGAUUACAACAUAAAGGAAAUCUGAGAAAGUCAUGUUCUAUCUAAGUCAUCGCUGAGUCAAACUCACCUAGAAUGUAAAUGUCUUUCAUCACCUUAAGUCACUCGCAAAUGCCCAGCUCACAGCUCACAGCACACUACUUCUUCAGUUAUUUUACCUGGAGGCCAAAGCACGCACUCAAUUAAAAGUUGACAAGCUUUACUUUUCUCUACUGUGGAAACUUCAGUGUGACAUGCAAGUUAAGUGAGUUAACAGCUCUUGAACAUUUUGAAUACAUUAGCCAGAAAUCCAGGCUAAUUAAUUAAAUCAUGAUUUGUGUCAUCGAGUGCUCGGAAGUUGAUCUUGAGAAAUUAUAUUUAAUGUUAUUUAAAAGCAGAAAACAUCUGAUUUUACUUCAUUAAAUGUUGGGGUUUGGUCAGCUUUAUACUGUUAAUUAAACAACUUUCAUUUUUUGAUAGUUACUUGGAUAAAAUAAGCAACGUUAUUAGUUUUUGUGGAAUAUAUCAUCAAUUCAUGAGACAUUUAGGAUCUGAGAUAUUACCUGCACCCAUGAUCAGUUCCUACUCUAUCGGCAGGACUGCCCUAUUUUCAUAUUAUGUUCCACUGUGAUACAGGAAUUUAUCAUUUAACCUAGCAGAUAUUCGUAAUUAUUUUUUUGUUUCAAGUACAGCAGGUAUUUUGUUUGCAUGACAGAAAGAAUGAGGUUGGCAAUUAGUGCUCGUUGCUGAGGAUAAGCCGUAACCAUUAUCUCCUGCCAAGUGUAAAAUUAGUGUGAUUAUCAGCAAUGUUACCGUAGAAAUAUGGUCGGUCGUGGAUAAUUUAAAGAUUGAAACCUAAAUGGGCGUUUUUCAAUCAAGUCUAUCUGCACAUCCAGCAUCCAGUCUGUGAGGCGAGAAUUCACAACAUGUCAGCGAAGUUAAUUACCUCACUGAACGCCUCCCAGCAGAGUGUGGAAUAAUAGCAUCAGGGGAGAAAAUGACUUUUCUUCUCUUGUAUUGGUUUUAUAGUACAGCAGAAUCUUUCUUAACCUCCACUUUAGCUUUCAUUUUAAUUAGGCAUUCGCCAGAGAGACAGACUUUCUGAAAUACAUCUGUGUUCUUGUUAUCCCAAGGGCAAUAACCUUGCAGUAAGUGUUUCUUUAUUCUCUCACUGAUUACGAAGCGUGUUCAUCCAGAAUUGAUGACAUUAUAAUCGUCGGGUUUAGUGUGUCCUUGAAAACCCAUUUGUACGAAAAAGAUAAUUGAGCCCAAUUUUUCACAGCGGCUGUUGACAUUAUGAAGCACUUUGCAGGUUCUUGAUUGAUAAAUAUGACCGAUACAAAUGGCUCUCUUUUUACUAACUCAAGUAGUUUUUAUGAUAUCCUUAAAAUUUUUAGACUCAAUAUACUUGGAAUGGCAGACUACUUUUAAAAUUUGUUUUAUAUUAUUACAUAAAGACAAACAUACUGCUUUGUAAUAUUAAAAUCAACCAUAUAUUUAUGUGUACUGUUUGCUUGUAAAUUAUAAGAAUUAAGCAUUUGCUUUGUUAUGAUUUCUGUAUUUAUGGUUAAUGAGCUACUUACUUGGCUUGCAAUAAUGUUUACAACAAUGAUGAUGUAAUGAAACAAAAGAGCUAAUCAAGAUGGGAAAAAAUAUCAACAUAUGUUAAGAUUAAGUCUGUAUAUUGUGCAGGUUUCCUCAUUAGGAGCUACUAUUGUUCAUGUUUGGAUAAUGAAUUUAUGAUUUGUGAUGUUUUAUACGUAAAUAACUGAUUUUGAUAUUGUAGCAGCUAUUAAGUUAGAAGUCAGCUGUGGUUUAUUGGUUUCCUAUGUUGUGUGUAUUUUGUGUCAUGUAAAGUAAUUACUUUGAGACAGUUUAACUACUUAUAUGCAAUCCCUGAAUCAGGGUUUCCAUUGUUUUAAAUACAAAUGCAAUAUUGUCAUACAUUUAAGAAAUACAUUUUAAGAACCUAUGUACAAUGAAAUAAUCACAUGCUAUAUUUCUAAAUCCUGUGUCUUUCACUGCCUCUUUAAACUGUUCAUUGAUUUUUUCCCCCUGUAUAAAUCAUAGUUUAAAGCCUAACAGAGCAACACUAUAUGUCAUGUUUUAAUAAAAAAAUAUAAACCCUG
Scomber scombrus (Atlantic mackerel) is the source of this 12983-nucleotide messenger RNA. It is a transcript of the gene igsf9a, whose product is annotated as immunoglobulin superfamily, member 9a. The record is from RefSeq and is a predicted model, not a curated record. NCBI's taxonomy places the organism in Eukaryota, Metazoa, Chordata, Actinopteri, Scombriformes, Scombridae. Gene Ontology annotation, molecular function: protein binding. Gene Ontology annotation, biological process: cell-cell adhesion.